Molecule: messenger RNA, 591 nt
Organism: Mya arenaria
Lineage: Eukaryota; Metazoa; Mollusca; Bivalvia; Myida; Myidae
Product: octapeptide-repeat protein T2-like
Exons: 2
Coding region: 1-591 (196 amino acids)
Source: RefSeq, a predicted model, not a curated record
AUGGAGAAGGAUUGGGAAAGAGAGUGGGAAGGGGAAAGGGAGGGAGAUGGGGAAAAAGAGAGGGAUGGGGAAAAGGAGAGAGGUUUUGGAAAGGGAAGGAAUGGGGAAAGGGAGAGGGAUGGGCAAAGGGCAAAGGAGAGGCAAAGAGAGGGGGUUUGGCAAUGGGAGAGUGAUGGGGAAUGCGAGUGGGAAGGGAAAAAGGAGAGGGAUGGGGAAAGGAGAGGGAUGGGGAAAUGGGAGGGAUUGGGAAAAGAGAGUGACGGAGAAAGGGAUCGAGACAGGGAUCAGGAAAGAGAGAGAGAGGGAUGGAAAAGGAAGAGGGAUGGGGAAAGGAAGAGGACCGGGCGUGGGACAGUUGGAUCGGGAAAUGGUGAAGAAUUGGGAAAUGGAUCGGGAUUCGAAAAGGGGGAGGAAUUUGGGGGAAAAAACGGAAUGGGGGGAAUGAAGGUGAUGAGAAAAGGGAAAGGAGUGGGGAAUGGGACAGAAAUGGGUAAAGUGAGAGUGAUGAGAGGAAAGAGAGGGAUAAAACAAAUAAGCGGGAUUGGGAAAGAUCGAUGGAUGUCGAAAUGGAGAAGAAUGGUGAAAGGGUGA